Mus pahari (shrew mouse) is the source of this 1134-nucleotide messenger RNA. RefSeq names its product crystallin alpha A (gene Cryaa). Gene Ontology annotation, biological process: lens development in camera-type eye; protein refolding; response to heat. The transcript has 3 exons. Gene Ontology annotation, molecular function: protein folding chaperone; structural constituent of eye lens. Bases 71 to 592 code for a protein of 173 amino acids. NCBI's taxonomy places the organism in Eukaryota, Metazoa, Chordata, Mammalia, Rodentia, Muridae. The record is from RefSeq and is a predicted model, not a curated record.
CCACUGCACUGCCCAGAGGCUCCCGUCUGACUCACUGCCAGCCUUCGGUCCCUGCAUCACCAAAUAGAAGAUGGACGUCACCAUUCAGCACCCUUGGUUCAAGCGCGCCCUGGGGCCCUUCUACCCCAGCCGACUGUUCGACCAGUUCUUCGGCGAGGGUCUUUUUGAGUACGACCUGCUGCCCUUCCUGUCUUCCACCAUCAGCCCCUACUACCGCCAGUCCCUCUUCCGCACUGUGCUGGACUCCGGCAUCUCUGAGGUCCGAUCUGACCGGGACAAGUUUGUCAUCUUCUUGGACGUGAAGCACUUCUCUCCCGAGGACCUCACCGUGAAGGUACUGGAGGAUUUUGUGGAGAUUCACGGCAAACACAACGAGAGGCAGGAUGACCACGGCUACAUUUCCCGUGAAUUUCACCGUCGCUACCGUCUGCCUUCCAACGUGGACCAGUCUGCCCUCUCCUGCUCCCUGUCUGCGGAUGGCAUGCUGACCUUCUCUGGCCCCAAGGUCCAGUCCGGCUUGGAUGCUGGCCACAGUGAGAGGGCCAUUCCUGUGUCACGGGAGGAGAAACCCAGCUCUGCACCCUCGUCUUGAGCUGGCCUCACCUUGGUUGUCCCCUGAGGCCCCUGAUCCAUUCAACCCUGGGACCACAGCAGAGAGUCUGCCUUCCUGCCUUCCUGCCUUCCUUUCUUUCUCUCUGUUUCCUUCCCACUUUCUCAGAGGGAUGAGGGUCUGAGAGAGUGGCUUAGAGAGCUUGGGGUCUUGACCUGAGAUUGCCGCGGGUUCGGGGUGACCCAGGCUCAACACCAACCGGUUGGAGGGAGCGACGGUAUUGAAUUCCUGAGAUUUCCUGUCUUCCUGCAAAGUGGCAUCUGGGCACUGCUCCAAAGGGCAGAGUGAACGGUGGCUUACCAACUCAAGAGCCCUCCGCCAGAGCCCCUGGAUGGCAGCCUCCUCCUUUUUGCCCAUACUUACUGCGGGCACAUGCGCUGGGCUCCGACAGCCAGCUUCUCUCAUACCCUCUUCCCGUGACUUUCUCUACUCUGUAGUAUUGCUCCCAAGGACCCUGGUCAUCCAUGAGAAUGGGACCCCUGGCAGACAAUAAAGAGCAGGUGACAGAAGCAAUUUCAGUCUGA